This is a messenger RNA of Neurospora tetrasperma FGSC 2508, 1006 nucleotides long. RefSeq lists its product as uncharacterized. NCBI's taxonomy places the organism in Eukaryota, Fungi, Ascomycota, Sordariomycetes, Sordariales, Sordariaceae. The transcript has 2 exons. Bases 1 to 942 code for a protein of 313 amino acids. Gene Ontology annotation, cellular component: cytoplasm. The record is from RefSeq and is a predicted model, not a curated record.
AUGGCUCAUCAAACCGGUCGACCUCGUGCCAGCUCCCUGAAGGAGCGGUACCCCGGGGACAUGUCUCACCGGCCACUCGCCAUGCUCGAGCGAGACUACCGGGCUGCCGAUCGAACACCCAACCUGCGCAACCCUCGCCGUCAGCAACCUAUCGAUAUCAUCGACACUUUAGAUCACACUGGCCCCGGACGCGGCUUCAUGUACCACCAUGACGGCCCAUACGAUGCCACCCUGGCGUCCCGUAACCGCAACAAGAAGUAUUCGCCCGUCGAAGCAGUCAAGGACUCCAAUAUGGAGGCUCUCAGGGCUACUCCCCAUGAGUAUGUCCAGGAUUCGCUGAUCAAGCAUGUCCCGUUGCAAGGAACCGCCGUCAUCCCUCCCGGGAUGCGGGAUCUCGCCGGACGCACCAUGGACUACCAAGAAGGCACGGAUAUGAUGCGUGAGGGAGCCACUAACGGUAACGCCUCCGCCUACAAGAGAUGGGCGGGUUAUCAAUACCACCCCGAUGACCUCAAAGGCAAGGGCGAGCCCUCCUACACCAUCGAGAAGCAGCUCAAAGACCACAAGGCCACCCCCUCUCGUCUUGGCGCCCGUAGCUAUAGCUACGGCAACUACUACGCCUCCAAGGAAGGCGAGAGCAUGCUUGAGAUGCAACCGCGUUCUCCUCACUACCUGGACGUUCCUGGCUCUUCUAGCUCCUCGGCGGGUCUGAUGGGCUACCAGCAGAAAGAGGGCAACGUCGCCAAAGUUCGUCAGAGAAGCGUGAGCAAUGCUACGACGACUACGGGUACGGGAUACGGAGGAGGAGGAGGAGGUUACUACUCGAACGACUACGAAGGAGGAGAGUCUAGCAAUGGUGGGGGGUUGCGCAGAAGUAAUACCACGGGCAAAACCAUUGCGCAGUCACUGAAGAGGAGGUUGGGCAGUCUUAAGCGGAAGUAGAGAGAAGGAGGUUGGUUGUAAGGAAGGUUGGAUAUGAGAGGCACUUUUUUUUUGGAUAUGGGAA